Messenger RNA from Talaromyces stipitatus ATCC 10500, 2550 nucleotides. RefSeq names its product oligosaccharyl transferase subunit (Stt3), putative. Gene Ontology annotation, cellular component: membrane. NCBI's taxonomy places the organism in Eukaryota, Fungi, Ascomycota, Eurotiomycetes, Eurotiales, Trichocomaceae. The record is from RefSeq and is a predicted model, not a curated record. The transcript has 6 exons. Gene Ontology annotation, molecular function: dolichyl-diphosphooligosaccharide-protein glycotransferase activity. Gene Ontology annotation, biological process: post-translational protein modification. Bases 89 to 2314 code for a protein of 741 amino acids.
GACAACACUCCGUCACCCAUGGUAUAAUUUCUUCAUUGAAGCGUAUUUACCUUCGUUUGAUUGAUUUUCUUGCUUGCUACCGGCCUUCAUGGCCUCCACUGCAGUCGAUCCCUUUUUAAAGGGAAACACAGGGAGAAAUACUCGCGGCCUCCUCCGCAUCGUCAUUCUAUGCACCAUUGCUGCGGCCGCCAUUGCCAGUCGUCUUUUCAGUGUGAUUCGUUUUGAAAGUAUUAUUCACGAAUUCGACCCCUGGUUCAAUUUCAGAGCAACUAAACAUUUGGUCGAACAUGGCUUCUAUAGUUUCUGGGAUUGGUUCGAUGACCGAACGUGGCAUCCUCUCGGACGUGUCACCGGUGGUACUCUUUACCCCGGAUUGAUGGUGACCAGUGGUGUGAUCUAUCACUUUCUUCGAUUCCUUACGAUCCCGGUCGAUAUUCGCAACAUCUGUGUCCUGCUCGCACCUGGUUUCUCUGGCUUGACCGCAUUAGCAACUUAUCUCCUGACCAACGAAAUGACAACAUCUCCUUCUGCUGGUCUUCUCGCCGCGGCAUUCAUGGGUAUCACACCUGGAUACAUUUCACGAUCCGUUGCCGGAAGUUACGAUAAUGAAGCCAUCGCCAUUUUCCUGCUUGUCUUCACCUUCUUCCUCUGGAUCAAAGCUGUCAAGAACGGCUCUAUUAUGUGGGGAGCUCUGACUGCGCUGUUCUAUGGAUACAUGGUUUCUGCAUGGGGUGGCUACGUCUUUAUCACUAACCUGAUCCCAUUACACAUUUUUGUACUCAUCUGUAUGGGCCGGUACAGCUCACGCCUGUACAUCAGCUACACCACAUGGUAUGCAUUGGGAACGUUGGCCAGUAUGCAGAUUCCUUUUGUUGGUUUCUUGCCAAUCCGUAGCAGUGAUCACAUGUCUGCUUUGGGUAUCUUUGGCUUGAUUCAGGUGGUUGCUUUCGUCGACUGGGUCCGAACCCAAGUCCCCGGCAAACAGUUCCAGACUCUCCUGACUUCUCUUGUUCUGCUUAUCUUCGGUGUUUCGUUUAUCGGAUUGGUCGGCCUGACUCUAUCUGGUAUCAUUGCACCCUGGAGCGGCCGUUUCUAUUCUCUCUGGGAUACAGGAUACGCCAAGAUCCAUAUUCCCAUCAUUGCCUCUGUGUCCGAACAUCAGCCCACAGCAUGGCCCGCUUUCUUCUUCGACCUCAACUUCUUGAUCUGGCUCUUCCCAGCAGGUGUAUACAUGUGUUUCCGUGAGCUUCGUGACGAGCACGUCUUCGUUGUCAUUUACUCCGUCCUUGCAAGCUACUUUGCUGGUGUCAUGGUGCGUUUGAUGCUCACCCUCACACCCAUUGUAUGUGUGGCCGCUGCCAUUGCAUUGUCAUACAUCCUGGACACCUACCUGCUUCUCAAGAGCCCAUCAGCUGGUCAAGAGACUGUCCCUGCAAAAUCAUCCGAUGGUCUACGAAGCGAGCGCGGCACCGUUCAUGGUAUCAGCUCGACAUUCUCAAAGGUGUUCACAACUGCCUCUGUUUCGGCCUACCUCUUACUUUUCGUCGCUCAUUGUACCUGGGUCACUUCCAACGCGUAUUCCUCACCAUCAGUUGUGUUGGCCAGCCGCAUGCCUGACGGUAGUCAGUUUAUCAUCGAUGACUACCGUGAAGCAUACUACUGGCUACGUCAAAACACUGCGCAAAACGCCAAGAUCAUGUCCUGGUGGGAUUAUGGCUACCAGAUCGGUGGAAUGGCCGAUCGACCAACCUUGGUUGACAACAAUACCUGGAACAACACACACAUCGCCACUGUCGGUAAAGCGAUGAGCUCUCGCGAAGAAGUCAGCUACCCCAUCCUCCGCCAACAUGACGUGGACUACGUCCUAGUGGUCUUUGGAGGGUUACUAGGCUACUCCGGUGACGAUAUCAAUAAGUUCCUAUGGAUGGUGCGUAUCGCAGAGGGCAUCUGGCCGGACCAGGUGAAGGAACGAGACUUUUUCACUGCACGCGGCGAAUAUCGUGUCGAUGAUGAAGCCACCCCUACCAUGCGCAACAGUUUGAUGUAUAAAAUGUCCUACUACAACUUCAACAACCUCUUCCCGGCGGGCAUGGCUCAAGACCGAGUCCGAGGCGUCAGACUGCCCGCUGAGGGACCCCAACUAAGCACCCUUGAAGAAGCAUUCACCAGCGAAAACUGGAUUAUUCGAAUCUAUAAAGUGAAACCAUUAGAUAAUGUGGGUCGUGAUCAUCAAACUGCCGUCGCGUUUGAGAAGGGUCAUAAGAAGAAGAAGAGUACGAAGAGGAAGGGACCGCCUGUUUUGAGGGUUGAGUAGAGAUUGAGAUACGAGUAAAACUUGAACUUGUCUUUCUGUUGGUUUGACUACCUCUUAUCAGGUAAUACUUAUAUAUCUUUCCUCGUUGUGUUUUACCUGUUUUUACUCUGGGACUGCUACCUCUAAGGGUAUCCUAUUUGAUGGGAGAAGAAAAAGGCUCGUUUCGAUUUGCAUGACAAUCUUUCUUUGUAUGAUAAUACCUAUAGCAUAAAAUAAGGAUCUGCUCAAUUGUAACG